Messenger RNA from Babesia ovata, 1323 nucleotides. RefSeq names its product tubulin alpha chain. Gene Ontology annotation, cellular component: microtubule; cytoplasm. Gene Ontology annotation, molecular function: GTP binding; structural constituent of cytoskeleton. The transcript is spliced from 3 exons. The coding region runs from base 1 to 1323 and encodes 440 amino acids. Gene Ontology annotation, biological process: microtubule cytoskeleton organization; mitotic cell cycle. The record is from RefSeq and is a predicted model, not a curated record. Lineage: Eukaryota; Apicomplexa; Aconoidasida; Piroplasmida; Babesiidae.
AUGAGAGAAGUUAUUGCUGUACACGUCGGUCAGGCCGGUGUCCAGGUCGGAAACGCAGUUUGGGAGCUCUUUUGCAUUGAGCACGGAAUAGGACCCGAUGGAACCACAGAAAAUGUUGAAGGAAGUGGCGCAGGCGACGAAGACAAGGCUUUCCAUGCCUUUUUCGCAGAGACUGCAUCCGGCAAACAUGUACCUCGGUGCUUAUUUGUUGACCUGGAACCCUCUGUGAUGGACGAAGUGCGCAGGGGCCCCUACAAUGGCCUCUUCCACCCUGAGCAGUUGAUGUCCGGCAAAGAAGAUGCAGCCAACAACUUCGCCCGCGGAAGAUACACGACAGGCAGCGAAAUUAUGAACCCCGCUAUGGACCGCAUCCGCAAGUUGAGUGACGCAUGUGACAGCAUCCAAGGUUUCCUCUUCUUCUCGGCCGUUGGCGGUGGCACGGGAUCGGGAACCGGCAGUCUGCUGUUGGAAAAUGUCGGAGCGGAAUAUGAGCGCAAGACCAAGCUGAACUUCUGCAUAUGGCCAUCUCCCCAAGUAUCCACUGCGGUUGUUGAGCCUUACAACUCUGUUUUGUCCACUCACUCAUUGCUGGAGAACACUGACGUCGCCGUUGUGCUCGACAACGAGGCCAUCUACUCCAUCUGCAAGAAGAAUCUCGACAUUGGCCGCCCAAUUUACAAGAACCUUAACCGAAUCAUUGCGCAGGUCAUCUCUUCGUUGACCACUUCUCUGCGCUUCGACGGUGCUUUGAACGUUGACAUGAACGAGUUCCAGACCAACUUGGUGCCAUACCCCAGGAUUCACUUCAUGCUCUCGUCUUACGCUCCCAUUAUCAGUGCACGCAAGGCCAAACACGAGUUCAUGUCGGUGUCAGAAAUCACCAACUCAGCUUUCGACACCGCUUCGAUGAUGGCAGAGUGCGACCCCCGUCUAGGCCACUACAUGGCUUGCUGCCUGAUGUACCGCGGUGACGUUGUACCUAAGGACGUGAACUCCGCCAUUGGUCACGUGAAGAGCAAGAAGGCCGUACGAUUUGUCGACUGGUCACCCACCGGUUUCAAGUUCGGCAUUAACUACCAGCCCCCAUGUGUCGUUCCCGGAGAUGACCUCGCCAAGGUUAGCCGCGCCGUUUGCAUGAUUUCCAACUCCACGUCAAUCUCCGAAGUCUUUAUUCGUAUGGACUCCAAAUUCGACGUCAUGUAUGCCAAGAAGGCCUUUGUGCACUGGUACCUCGGGGAGGGAAUGGAGGAGGGCGAGUUUGAGGAGGCCCGCGAGGACGUUGCCGCCCUCGAGAAGGACUACGAGGAGGCAAUCAAUAACUGA